Molecule: messenger RNA, 1198 nt
Organism: Octopus sinensis (East Asian common octopus)
Lineage: Eukaryota; Metazoa; Mollusca; Cephalopoda; Octopoda; Octopodidae
Product: proteasome subunit alpha type-1
Exons: 11
Coding region: 155-1012 (285 amino acids)
Biological process (GO): ubiquitin-dependent protein catabolic process
Cellular component (GO): proteasome core complex, alpha-subunit complex; proteasome core complex; nucleus
Source: RefSeq, a predicted model, not a curated record
UAGAGCUCUUCUCACAAAGAGGUAGAAAUAAACGUAGCGGUUUUAUUUUCCUGAGUCAUUUUUGGAAACAAGUUUUGAUUCCAGUUCCUGACUUUAUUGGAGAAAUAUUUGAGUAUUAUUGUUGUUGGACUGGAUUGAAUCGAGUCUAAUCGCUAUGUUCCGAAAUCAGUAUGACAAUGACGUUACUGUAUGGAGCCCACAGGGUCGUAUCCAUCAAAUUGAGUAUGCUAUGGAAGCUGUGAAACAAGGCUCAGCUACUGUUGGACUCAAAUCAAAAAAUCACGCUGUUUUAGUUGCACUAAAGCGUGCCCCAUCAGAGCUAUCUGCUCACCAAAAGAAGAUAAUUCCAAUAGAUGAUCAUGUUGGCAUCUCCAUUGCUGGCCUUACAGCUGAUGCACGUUUGAUCAGUAACUUCAUGAGGACUGAGUGCUUGAAUUCAAGAUAUGCUUAUGAUGAACCGUUACCUAUUUCUCGUUUGGUCUGCAUGAUAGGAAACAAAUCUCAAAUCCCCACUCAACGGUAUGGCCGGAGACCAUUUGGGGUUGGAUUGCUUGUUGCUGGUUAUGAUGGCAUGGGGCCUCACAUUUAUCAGACAUGUCCUUCAGCAAACUAUUACGACUGCAAGUGUAUGGCCAUAGGAGCACGGUCUCAGUCUGCCAGAACCUAUUUGGAAAAACACCUGAAAGAUUUCUCAGACUGUUCAGUAAAUGAACUGGUACGACAUGGCUUGAGAGCUCUCCGUGAUACUUUACCUCAAGACGUAGAACUAACUAAUAAGAAUUGUUCCUUGUCUGUUGUUGGUGAAGACACAAAAUUUACCAUUUAUGAUAAUGAGGAUGUUAAUGAAUUUUUGCAAUUGAUUGAGAGGGAUGAACGCUCUCGAGCACCUCCUGCUAAAUCAGAUGAGACCCCCAUGGAACAAGAUACUGCACCUGCGUCUUCGGAUGGGGCUACUGACCAGCCACCUGCUGAAGAGGGGCCACAGCCAGAUGUUGCCAUGGACCCAGAAUAAUCACUUCAUUCUUUUAGAUUGAUUCAUCACAUAUUUCUGAUUUUUUUUUUUUUUUCAAACUUGAAGAUUUUUUUCUCCAGCAUUCUUCAAUUCACGUUUUGUCCAGCGUCUUACAUUUUAGGCUGUUUGGAGCAUAUGUAAUAAUAAUAAUAAUAAUUACGUAAUAAUAUCAUUACUUUAAAAAAA